UCUGGGAGGAAAAAUAACACCUGUACUGUAUGUUUCACCAGAAUAGCUUCAAACGUAGCUAUUUUUAAGGCAAUUUGAUUAUUUAAAAAAAAACUUUGCAGUUCGUUUUUGUUUGUUUUAUUUACUGUUUAACCUAUACACGUAUUCGGAGAUAGGCUUGGUGAUAUGAUAUUGCUGCGUGAGUUUCAGUGGAACAACAGUACAACAGAUCAACUAGAGCGAGCGCUCAGAGCGAAAGGUUUGGACCCUCAGCAGUCUUCCUCCCUGGGUAUUUUUCCUCGCUCCUUUGCAAGGAUUCACCUGCAACACCUGAAGAAUUUGAUUUCCACACUAGAAGGAUGUCGUAGCAGCGAGCGUGACCCCAGGGAUGUAACUGCUCAGGGCUCAAGAUGACUCUUCUCACUGGAGAUGGCUCAGACUACGACUACAGUGCCCUCAGCUGCGCCUCCGACUCCUCGCUCAACCACCCCUCCUUCUUGGAGCACGACGUCAUCAAAGGGGCCUUCUACAAGCGGGCCCAGCUCCUCCCUCCAGGGCAGGACAGCUACGCCUGGGCACACCCCGGCGCCCGCAAGCACCACGCCAUCAUCAACGUAGGCGGGAUGAGGUACCUGCUCCCGUGGACCACCCUGGAGAACUUUCCCCUCACGAGGCUGGGCCAGCUGAAGUUCUGCACCAACUUCGACGAGAUCAUGAGCGUGUGCGACGACUACGACGUGACCUGCAACGAGUUCUUCUUUGACCGCAACCCGGGGGCGUUCCGGACCAUCCUGACUUUCCUGAGGGUGGGCAAGCUGCGCAUGCUGAGGGAGAUGUGCGCCCUCUCCUUCCGGGAGGAGCUGCUGUACUGGGGCAUCGAGGAGGAGAGCAUGGAGUGGUGCUGCAAGCGCAAGUUCCUCCAGAGGAUCGAGGAGUACGGCGACCUGGACCAGGGCGAGGAGCUGCUGGAGACCGACAGCAGCCCCUGCGAGACCCUGCCGGCCGAGUCGCGGCUGGGCCUGUGCAUGGGCAAGCUCAGGGACAUGGUGGAAAGACCUCACUCGGGGCUGCCUGGGAAGAUUUUCGCGUGCCUCUCGGUCCUGUUUGUCACCAUCACUGCCGUCAACCUGUCCAUCAGCACCAUGCCUGGCUUGCGGGAAGAGGAGGAGACAGGCAAGUGCUCCCAGAUGUGCUACAACAUCUUCAUUGUGGAGACGGUGUGCGUGGCCUGGUUCUCCUUGGAGUUCUCCCUGCGCUUCAUCCAGGACCGCAGGAAGCUGGCUUUCUUGAGGAGGCCGCUCAACCUGAUCGAUAUCGUGGCCAUCCUGCCCUAUUACAUCACCCUACUUGUGGACACCACCUCUACUGGGGAGAAGAAACUGGGCUCAGGCAGCAGCUACUUGGACAAAGUGGGGCUGGUCCUCCGUGUUCUGCGGGCCCUACGUAUCUUGUAUGUAAUGCGGCUAGCCAGGCACUCCCUAGGCCUACAGACUCUGGGCCUCACGGCGCGACGCUGCACCCGGGAAUUCGGGCUGCUGCUUCUGUUCCUGUGUGUGGCCAUCGCGCUCUUCUCCCCUCUCCUGUACCUUAUCGAGAACGAGAUGGCCGGCUCCCAGGACUUCACCAGCAUCCCGGCCACUUACUGGUGGGCUGUGAUCACCAUGACGACCGUGGGCUAUGGCGACAUGGUUCCCAGGAGCAUCCCCGGCCAGGUGGUGGCCCUCAGCAGCAUCUUGAGCGGCAUCCUGCUCAUGGCCUUCCCUGUCACAUCCAUCUUCCACACCUUCUCCCGCUCCUACGUGGAGCUCAAGCAGGAGCAGCAGCGCCUCCUGCACCGACGGACACAGUUCCUGCUCAAGAACAAGGCCGCGGGCCUCAGCAACUUGUCGCUGGAGAGCGACGCUCUCUUUCCCAGCAUGUCUUCAGAACCACAGGACAAUGACGAGUGAAGUACCUCCCAGGAGGGUUUUUUGUUUUUUUGUUACUUUUUACCCACCCUAUUUUGUUAUGUUUCUCGGUUGGGUGACCUUCAAGACACUCUGCUUCUUUUCUUAGCACAAACAGCUUACGGGGAAAAGAUUUCCUGAGGGGAAAACGUGUGGAAAAGUAGGAGGAAACGUAUAAACACAGAGAGAGCAAAAAUGGUACCCCAAAGCGUUUGUUAAAGGAAGAUGUAAAUUGAAGCAGGGAGGAUAGUUAGAGCUUUGGAGAGUUUUGAAGGAGCCGAGGAGAGUAAAAGGUUCUUACUGGUUUGUGUGUUAUACCCAGACAUGAAAAAGGCUUCAUUUAGCAGCUCUUCAUCAGGGCUUUCAUGUGCUUCAUGUAACACAUUUAUUGACCUCUUGCUGUUCCUCCAUCCAGCUUCAAGACGUCUUUCCAGGAAGCUUAUUUUGUUUGAAAAUUCGGUUAGCACUAACCAAUAAACAGCAAAAGAGAAUCUGCAACAGAGAAUCACACAAAACUCAACAAUGGGACAUAUUCAGCAAGGAGCUGACAGAGCUGACAGAGAGUGUGCCGACGAUGUUGUCUACUUCUCCUUCUGCUGCAGUUUCUGUACAAUUCAAACUGUGUCUUACAAUGUGUCAAUAAAUUCUUAUUUCAAGGUAAUUUUCUCCUAUGUUCCCACUGCUGUAGCCAUAAUAUACACAUGAAGAGAUAUCUAAACAUAGCUACAUUCUACGGUCACCCAUCUCAUAGUGUUCAACCGUCAGGCCUGUUGUUGAAUUGCCCAAUAUAACAUUAAAUUCAUUACAACAGUAGGACCUCGAUGAUGUUAAUGAUCAAAAAGAUUAAGAGUCUCUUAAAAUAUCUUUAACUUUUAACUGAAAACAUUUUUCCCCCUGAGUUUCAAGAACAUUCCACAUGGGAAGUAUUGUGAAUAACUGAAUUAAAUUUUUGUAUUUGCAUAAAUCAUUUAAAGCAAUUUUGCAAGGAAACAAGUUAUUAAGCAUUACAUUCCUUCACAUAUUCAGGAGCUGUUCUAUUAUACCUGUGAGUUUAUCCAUUUUGCAUUAAUAUGCAAUGAAAACAUGUGCCUUAUCCAUUUUACAUAUUCACUCAAUGAACAGACAUAUCUUUGGAGAUUUCAAUAUCUGUACUUCACUGGAAUUUUGAUUGUUCGUCUUACCUGGUUAUAUGGAAAUACAGUAACAUGAUCUGUUUUGUAUUCAUACCACAGAACCAAUUUUAAAAAGUAAUUUAUUUUAUCAAACUGUACUUCAGUAAUGAUGACUGUAGUGCAACAUCCUAUGGAUUUUUCCCUUUUAUGUAUAAAUUUAAAAUCAAUUAUUUUUAGCACAUCACCGGCAACGCAGCUCUGCGCUGGUGGUUCAGUUCAAGGUGACACAACUUUCACCCAGUUCAGUGCAUGUCAGCAAGCACCCUGACCAGAUCAGACCACCCUAUACCCAGCACUCAGCUAAUUGUGUGCAGCCACUUGGGGAAUCCAAGUGUGAGAAGACAGUUCAGAAAAAAUAUGGAGACUCUUGUCCGGACCACAUUCCCCAGAAUGCUGUAGGGAAUGACUUCCUCCCCUCAGGCCCCUGGCCAGCUGAUGCAAGACAAUUGGCUGGGUGACGAUUUAAAAAGCAAUGGUCACAUAGCAUUCUGAAGGACAGAAACUAGGGAAAGGCAAAGGACUGUCUCAAAAUACAUUGACAAAACAGAAUGUCAGUAUAUCAGUAAGAGGGUGCACCACAAUUACAAACUGUACAGAUGAAAUCAGUAGGACUGGUCCAGAAUUUUGGAAGAGGGAGCUCCAAUAGGGAACAGUCAUGGGCACAUUCCAUGCAACAAAAGUUCUAAGAAGACAAUUAGGAUCAGGUUCUUGAUGAACUUAUCAGUUUGGCGUCUUAGAACUGGUAAGAAUGUAUCUGCCCACAAUAUUGGGUCUGUUCAUUAUUAUCCUACAACUAGACAGAGGGUUCUCCUGCUUUUCAUCUUGAACAUGUAGAGUGCAGGUUUUCCAUUACUUUUAACACUAUUGCAUCAGAAGUGGUUUGGUCACUCCAGUAGAGCACUGCCUGUGUAUGUGCUGUAAAGGCACAGCCGGUUCGGACAAAAUGGCAGCCUUGUCUGAACCGCGCUCCCCAGAAGCCAUUGGGAAAUGAACUGCUACUGCCCAGGUUACCUCACCAGUUGUAGGAAGACAGUUGGUCAGGUGACAGUUUAAAAUGAAGAAUGAGGUGGCUUUCUGGUUCAGUGAAUGGUAUCUGCCCUCUGUCUCCGAUGGAGUAACAUCUGUAGCAAAACCACCAGAGAAAGAUGGGGAAGGACAAAACGUUUGGAACUUGGGAACUGUGAGUUUUGACAUUUAGGUAUUUCUGGGAGAGUGUUUCUAGAUAAAGUCUUGGUGAUUCUCAGAGUGUGACUACAGUGUUUUGAGUUGUUUGUCUGGAAGCUGGUAAGCAUCUUAGUUGAGCAGCAUAAUAGAGAGGAACUAAAGAGGUCCGACAGAAGGCUUUUGUUUCCAUGUCUUGUUUGGUUUGGGGGUAUUGAAUUUCCUCACUGUAAAUAAAAGAGCAGUGUUUUU
Messenger RNA from Lepisosteus oculatus (spotted gar), 4510 nucleotides. The record is from RefSeq and is a predicted model, not a curated record. Lineage: Eukaryota; Metazoa; Chordata; Actinopteri; Semionotiformes; Lepisosteidae.